Messenger RNA from Sordaria macrospora k-hell, 1602 nucleotides. RefSeq lists its product as uncharacterized. Gene Ontology annotation, molecular function: carbohydrate:proton symporter activity. Gene Ontology annotation, biological process: transmembrane transport; carbohydrate transport. NCBI's taxonomy places the organism in Eukaryota, Fungi, Ascomycota, Sordariomycetes, Sordariales, Sordariaceae. The record is from RefSeq and is a predicted model, not a curated record. Gene Ontology annotation, cellular component: membrane.
AUGACUUUCAAGGAAGCAGUCAGCGGAGAUCUUCGUCUGAUUAUGUACUCGCUGGGUUUCUCCGGGACUAUCAUCAUGGAGGGCUAUGGCUUGGCACUCCUCACCUAUCUCUUCAGCGUCGAGCCUUUCAAUAGUAAAUACGGUAUCCAACUCGACGGUGGCGAGAAACACGAGCUCGAGUACAAAUGGAAGGCUACUCUACCCUUGUUGGCCCAGAUCGGCUCGAUCAUUGGCGUCGGCCUCACCGCCCCCGUUGUUAGGUUCAUUGGGUACAAGCGAACUGUUCUUCUGAUGCUCGCCCUCUGCGCGGCAUUUGCCUUCGUACCCUUCUUCGCCGGAAACGUCUACAUCUUGUCGGCCGGCUUUUUGCUCCAGGGCAUCCCGUGGGGCGCAUUUCAAGUCGUUAGUCCCGCCUACUCCUCCGAGGUUGCUUCACUGCGGAUGCGGCCCGUCUUGACCACCUGGAACAACCUCUGCUGGAUCAUUGGUCAGCUCCUGGCUUCUGCCGUUGCCUUCGGAUUUCACAAGAUUGAGAGUGAAUGGGCCUACAGAAUCCCCUUCGGCCUUAACUGGGCCUUCAUCGCCGUCCUCUUCUGUGCCAUUGCCGCUACCCCCGAAUCGCCCUACUGGUAUCUCAAGAACCACAGGGUGGCGGAUGCCCGCAAGGCAGUCAAGAAGCUCGUCCGCAAGGGAUCCGAGGAGCGCACCGAGGAGAAGCUAGCUUUGAUGCAGCACUCCAUCUGCCACGAAAUGAAGCACGUUGCCGACGACCAAACCAGAUGGCAGAAAAUCAGCGCCAUGUUCAGGGGCGUUGACAGAAGACGCACCGAGAUUGCCUGCGCUGCUUGGGUCAUCCAGGCCCUCUGCGGCUCGAGCCUCAUCGGCUGGGCUCCCAAACUAUUCGAGUCUGCUGGUAUGGGAGCCAGCGAGGCAUUGGCCAUGAACAUUGGCUUGCCGUGUGCUGGGAUUGUGGGCACAAUUGCUUCUUGGUGGGUGAUGCAAAAGAUGGGACGUCGGCAGAUCUUCUUCUGGGGCCUAAUCAGCAUGGCCGUCGUGCUUACUGGGUGCGGUCUCGCCACGCUGGCUAGAAGUUCGGCGUCCGGGUUCGCUGCUGGAGCGGUCCUCGUUUUGUAUACUGCCAUCUACGACCUGACCAUUGGUCCCAUUUGCUACUCGAUCGUGGCCGAGAUCGCGUCGGUUCGUCUCCGCACACAGACCAUUUCUCUCGCACGCGGCCUUUACCUGACGGCCAAUCUUUUCAACCUUUUCCUUACCCCAAAGAUGCUCGGGAUGGACAAGGCGAGCUGGAGAUGGGGUGCCAAAACAGGUUUCCUUUACGCAGGCUGCUGUGGUAUUGGAGCUCUGUACACGUUUCUCCGCAUCCCGGAGACCAAGGACAUCUCUGUCCGUGGACUCAGCAUUCUUUUCCACGAAAAAGUCUCGGCGAGGAAGUUCAGCGCCCAGAAGGCGGCGGAGCUGGAAGGAUUGCAGGGAGCCGCAGCUUCUAAGACUAGCAGCAGUGAUAACACCGUCUCAGUCCUUGAUGAGGUUGUAGAGCCUAAGAUUGCUUCUCCUGCCAGGGUUGCGUCUCCUAACAAGUAA